Lasiodiplodia theobromae is the source of this 300-nucleotide messenger RNA. RefSeq names its product Fatty acid synthase subunit protein. Gene Ontology annotation, molecular function: enoyl-[acyl-carrier-protein] reductase (NADH) activity. The record is from RefSeq and is a predicted model, not a curated record. Gene Ontology annotation, cellular component: fatty acid synthase complex. NCBI's taxonomy places the organism in Eukaryota, Fungi, Ascomycota, Dothideomycetes, Botryosphaeriales, Botryosphaeriaceae. Gene Ontology annotation, biological process: long-chain fatty acid biosynthetic process. The transcript has 2 exons. The coding region runs from base 1 to 300 and encodes 99 amino acids.
AUGAAGCCUGUCAACUUCAUCCCGACCCUCGACGAGGACUUUGAGUACUUCUUCAAGAAGGACUCGCUGUGGCAGUCGGAGAACGUCGAUGCUGUUCUUGGUCAGGAUGCCGGCCGCGUGUGCAUCUUGCAGAGUCCUGUGUCGGUGCGCUACUCGCAGCGUGGUGAUGAGAGCGCCAAGGAGAUCCUGGAUGGCAUCACUGGAGGCCUGGUUGAGAUGGUGAAGAAGGCGUUCUAUCCCAAUGAUGCUGACAUUCCGCUGGCAGAGAAGCAAGAACAGACUGCCUCAUCUUCCAGCUGA